Salvelinus namaycush (lake trout) is the source of this 3060-nucleotide messenger RNA. RefSeq names its product STAM-binding protein-like A. The record is from RefSeq and is a predicted model, not a curated record. Gene Ontology annotation, biological process: protein K63-linked deubiquitination. The transcript has 11 exons. Bases 221 to 1510 code for a protein of 429 amino acids. Gene Ontology annotation, cellular component: cleavage furrow; endosome. Lineage: Eukaryota; Metazoa; Chordata; Actinopteri; Salmoniformes; Salmonidae. Gene Ontology annotation, molecular function: protein binding; metal-dependent deubiquitinase activity; K63-linked deubiquitinase activity.
CGCUGGUGGAGAUGCGGAAGUAGACGGUUGUAACAAUUAGCCACCUUGCUAGCUAAUUAUUUACUUAACUGAAGAUUUACUUGAUAAAGACAACGAUAAAUUGCUCCCGAAUUGAAUGAUAUAACCUUUGAUACGUAUUUGUUGGUGAAACCUACAUAUUUCAUCGCUCAACUAGGUGGGAAUUUGAAAACAAUCGAACGUGUGUAGGAGGAAGUUCCUGAUGGCAGACCACACGGAUGUCAGCCUGCCCCCUGAGGACCGUGUCCGUGCCCUGACCAAGAAGGGCAGCUCUGUGGACGUGAACGAGGACGUUCCUCCCCGGAGGUACUUCAGGUCAGGCGUGGAGAUGAUCCGUAUGGCCAACACCUACACCGAGGAGGGCAACGCAGAGCACGCCUUCGUACUCUACAACAAGUACAUCACGCUCUUCAUUGAGAAGCUUCCUAAACACAGAGAUUACAAAACAGCCAACAUUCCAGAGAAGAAGGACACCUUGAAGAGACUGAAGGAGGUGGCCUUCCCUCAAGCAGAGGUGCUGAAGAAGGCUCUUCUCAAGUUAUAUGAGCAGGAGCAUGCACAGUAUCUCAUCAAGAAGAAAGCAGAGGAGGCAACCUUGGCGCAGCAACAGUCGAAGCAGCAGGCGCUAGAAGCAGAGCGGGAGCGUGUGGUGGAACUGCAGCGGCGCCAACGGGAACAAGAGCAGUUCAGCGCCUUCGAGGAGAUAAUCAGACGGCAGGAGCUGGAGAAGGAGAGGCAGCGUAUCCUUCAGGAGUUUCAUGCUCCUGGGACCCCUCCCCCCGAUGCACCCCUCCUCCCAGGGAUCCAGGGCCCCCCUCUGCCCCUGGCCGUGUCCCCCACCCCCCCUCAGAGCCCGGGGGACAGCGCCAGCCGGGUCAGACCGCCUGGCGGUAGCACCGGGCCCACGGCGCUCCCCACCUUCGACCGGACGCUCAAACCUAUGAGCGCUAACACUAUGGAUGGCAUGGUGGAUGGGAUCCGGCAGCUGGCAGUGCCCUCAGAGCUUUGCAGCAGCUUCCUCAGACUAGCUGAUUCCAACACCAGCCGAGCUGUGGAGACCUGUGGCAUCCUCUGUGGUAAACUGCUGAGGAAUGCGUUCACAGUGACCCAUGUGAUCGUGCCGAAGCAGAACGGAGGGCCAGACUACUGCGACACGGAGAACGAAGAGGAGCUGUUCCUGAUCCAGGACCAGUAUGACCUCAUCACCCUGGGCUGGAUACAUACCCACCCCACCCAGACAGCCUUCCUGUCCAGUGUCGAUCUCCACACACACUGUUCCUACCAGCUCAUGAUGCCGGAAGCUAUCGCUAUCGUCUGUUCACCCAGGUUCAACGAGACGGGCUACUUCAGGAUAACAGACCGUGGGAUGGAUGAGAUCUCAACAUGUAAACAGAAAGGCUUCCACCCUCACAGCAAAGACCCUCCUCUCUUCACUGGAGCAGGACACAUCACCGUCACCGAUGACAGAGUCACCAUGUUGGACCUGCGGUGAUCACCUCUGGACUGGGGAUCUACACACCAAACGCUGGCUGGCUGGCUGGCUGGUUGACUGACUGACUGUAUUUGUUUAUUACUUAUUAUUAUUAUUAUUUUAUUAUUAUUAUUUUAUUAUAUAUUAUUAUUAUUAUUACUUAUUAUUUAUUAUUGACUCGCAGACUGUCUGACUCGCAGGCUGACUGGCUCGCAGGCUGACUGGCUCGCAGGCUGACUGGCUCGCAGGCUGACUGGCUCGCAGGCUGACUGGCUCGCAGGCUGACUGGCUCGCAGGCUGACUGGCUCGCAGGCUGACUGGCUCGCAGGCUGUCUGGCUCGCAGGCUGACUGGCUCGCAGGCUGACUGGCUCGCAGGCUGACUGGCUCGCAGGCUGACUGGCUCGCAGGCUGACUGGCUCGCAGGCUGACUGGCUCGCAGGCUGACUGGCUCGCAGGCUGACUGGCUCGCAGGCUGACUGGCUCGCAGGCUGACUGGCUCGCAGGCUGACUGGCUCGCAGGCUGACUGGCUCGCAGGCUGACUGGCUCGCAGGCUGACUGGCUCGCAGGCUGACUGGCUCGCAGGCUGUCUGGCUCGCAGGCUGACUGGCUCGCAGGCUGACUGGCUCGCAGGCUGACUGGCUCGCAGGCUGACUGGCUCGCAGGCUGACUGGGCUCGCAGGCUGACUGGGCUGACUGGCUGAAUCUCAGAUCAGAGAGGAACUAUAGACAAUGUGAGAGGAUAUAUCCUACAGAACUGUCUCGUGUUGCACAGGAGGCUGCUGAGGGGAGGAGCUGAAUAAAUGGAUCAAACACAUGGUGUCCGUUUCAUUCAUUUAUUUUGAGCUGUCCUCCCCUCACCAGCCUCCGGGGGUGUAUAUGGUCUGACAGGGCAUGCAGACUAAACCGUCUAACCUCAGGAGGACUGACUAGAGACGAUGAUGCCGUACAUCUCUUGUUUUCUCCCAGUUUGUGAUCGUCAUAAUAAGAUGGCUAACAGCUGCACUCUCACGGACAACAGAUAGAAAUACAACGAGAGGCAUGCCUUUUCAGUACCAUCUAUUUUAUCUGGCUCUUCCACGAGGACGAGGGGGAAGUCGCCCCUAGAUGUUGGAUCUUUGGAUUUGUCAGUUCCCCCAGAUGGUUAAUGUUAUGUUUGGGGAGGCUGAUUCCAGAUCUGUAGCGAGGGGAAACUUCACCCCGGAACGUUCCGCAACGUCGUGUCCUGUUGAACGUGGCGGUUGGUUUGUAAUACAGAAUAUCUAGUGCUUAUUAAAGGACCUGUAUACUUUGUGUCUGUUUAGACAGCAGUUGAAGAAAUGGGUGAAAGGCAGUUUGAAUGUGUAUAACUGUUGGACUAAUGCUGUACCAUGUGAUUUAAUAACUAUUAUCUCUAUGUCCAUGCUUCUCUCUGUCCUAUUAAUGACUUGUCAGGCUGCUGUAGAUGGUUCUCAAUGUCUUCAGCUGUAAUGAACUGGCCAGGCUCAGUGAGGCUCUGUUCCACUAUGGUCACUGGCUGUGGAAGCUCUUUACAAUGGUUUAAUAAAGGGGAACUUCCCCAUCUGAAUAUUG